Anastrepha obliqua is the source of this 1590-nucleotide messenger RNA. RefSeq lists its product as uncharacterized. The transcript has a single exon. Gene Ontology annotation, molecular function: zinc ion binding; nucleic acid binding. The coding region runs from base 1 to 1590 and encodes 529 amino acids. Lineage: Eukaryota; Metazoa; Arthropoda; Insecta; Diptera; Tephritidae. The record is from RefSeq and is a predicted model, not a curated record.
AUGGCGUCCUCAACGCCUUCGGCAUCGUGCUCAGCAGAGGAUUUUGAGGAAUUUUGCGCUAGCAAUGAAUCUCUGAUCCAUAAACCUGCUAGUGAUAAAGUAGAUACAAAUCUGCGAAAGACUAAAAAUAAAGGUCAAAGCGAUAUAUUUAAGAAAAAAAGAGUGAAACAUGUUCUUGAUCCGACCAAGACACAUGCUUCGGUUGAGAAGAGUGGAUCUCAGUCAGAUGGAAAUGAGAGUGAGGAGAUGAUGGAGUGUGAGGUUGUAAAAUCUUCGAAAGACUCCGUAAAAAUGCAAACUAUUUCUAAUGCUGAAACUGGUACAGUUGAGAAAAAUGCAACUACCAAAAAAAUCCAAAAUACAAACAAAUCUGAUAGCUCCGUUUACUAUCCAUCAAAUUUUAUAGGCAAACCUUUUGUAUUGGUAGACACCUCAGAGUGUGACCUAUUCAAAAAUAUCAAAAUUAGAAAUGGCAUGAGCCUAUAUCAGCAUAUCCGUCACUUAAAAAUACAGGGUAUUGAUAUAAUUGAAGCAGUUGGUGUCACCUUAUAUAAGGUAUUCUUCUGCAAUCCCAAAUCGGCAAAUAAUUUCGUCACCAACAAUGACAUUCUAAAAAUGAAACUUAAGCCGUUCAUUCCCAGAACGGCCUUUGAAACAUAUGGCGUAAUUCGAGGAGUUGCGCUUUACCUUUCAAAUGAAGAAAUUCUGAGAGAUAUAAAGUCCGCUAGCAAGGUAAACUUCGUACAACGUUUCCUUAGACGUGAUCCGGAGGAUUCAAGCAAAUUUCUCCCAACCUUCUCAGUUAAGCUGGGAUUUUUGGGCAACAGCCUACCUAAGGAUGUGAAGCUUGAGUAUACAAAUUUUCAAGUAGAACAUUACUAUCCAUCUGUUAGACAAUGCUACAACUGUGGAAGAUUAGGACACACACAAAAAGGCUGUAAAAGUAGUAAACGCUGCUUGCUCUGUGGAAGUACGGAAGUUUGUAUACCGCCCUGCAAAAUAACUCAAUGCAUUCUAUGCAAAGGUAACGACCAUAAAUAUUCAGAUAGGGAGAAGUGUCCAGUAUGGAAGAAGGAGAAUGAAAUUAAUAAAUUGAAAACAGUAAAAAAGUUAUCGCGUAAAGAAGUGCUAAAUACUUUCUUUCCGAGAAGCAACAACCGCUUCGAUGUCUUAGAUGUUGAAGAUACGGAUUUUCCGGUACUGGUUGAGAACGACAACAUGAUCGACUCUAAUGAAGUCAUAAAUCGUUCCUUGACAAAAAAGAAAUAUAGCUCAGUUGUCAAGAAGGGUGCAAUUCCCAAACAAUCUUCUGUCAAGCCUGAUAAAGUCUUGAACAAAAAUACUAAGCCUCGUGUGGUUCCAGUCUUUGAAAGACAAGACUAUCAAAUUACUUCCCAGCUAGAAAAGGUGUUAUGGGAGCUAGUGAAGAUAGCUAAAGCUACUUGUGUAAGACUAAAUGAUACUGAGACCCUUGCCCAGGUCACCAAACUGAGAGGUAUGAGGGAUCAGAUUUUGGCUAAUCGAGACGUAGCACUUUCUAAGUGCGGUUCGGCAUCAGUAGAUUCAUUAGAUGAAAUGUCUGCAAUAUAA